Acyrthosiphon pisum (pea aphid) is the source of this 9196-nucleotide messenger RNA. RefSeq names its product retinoid- and fatty-acid binding glycoprotein apolipophorin (gene apolpp). Gene Ontology annotation, molecular function: lipid carrier activity. The transcript is spliced from 46 exons. The coding region runs from base 286 to 9033 and encodes 2915 amino acids. Lineage: Eukaryota; Metazoa; Arthropoda; Insecta; Hemiptera; Aphididae. The record is from RefSeq and is a predicted model, not a curated record. Gene Ontology annotation, biological process: lipid transport.
AAGUGGUUCUAACUAGCUUGUUAUACUACCUGCGUUAUUUUUUGAUAAUUGUCUAUAUAAAUAUAUAUAUAUCAUAUAUUAUAGUAUACAUACUGUCGUACAUUCGUAAAAGAUUUGUGUAAUCAAACCAUCAAUUACACGCAGUUUUUAAAUAUUUUAAAAGGGCAUUUUACAAAAUAUCUGCUGCAAAGAAAAGAUCGUAUAAUUAAUUUGCUUGAUGCAUGUGAAACCAUAAGCUACGUGAACCAAAUUAACCAAUUUGGUUAAAACCACUCUUGAGUAACCAUGAAAACACUAAUGAAGUUAUUCCUGCUAGCACUAGCAGUAGGAUUAGCUUCGUCAAGACAUUCGAAAUCGAUGGUAACUAUUGUUAAGGAUUACGAAGAGAGUGAAAUACUAUUAUGUUCCUCAGAAUGCACCGAUGGCAUUUCAAAUGGCAAUGUAGUGUUUGGCGAGAACACAAAACAUGGGUAUUUGUUUAGCGGUAAGACCACCAUUAUUGCUCCGACCGGCACUGAAGAGGGUAUAUCGGAAGUAUCGAUCAAAGGAAAGGCCAAUGUCAUCGGGACACAAAAAUGUGGCGCCAUCCUUUAUGUUAAGAAUCUUGAAAUAACUCAAGGGUCGAAGACUUACGGCCAUGCAGACUUACGGGAACUAGAGGGCCACCCAGUUCUGUUUUCUUACAACAACGGGAAAGUCGGUCGGAAUAUCUGUUCGUUGGCAAAGGAUACUGCCGCGUCGAUGAAUUUAAAACGAGCGAUCAUAUCAUCAUUGCAAGUAUCGUCGAUACAAGAAGAUCAAAAAGGAUUUUUCGAGACCGAUAUUCAAGGGACAUGUAAUACUACAUAUUAUCCAGGGACAGGGUCGGACUCGGGUCUUACAAUAACGAAAGAAAAAGAUCUCACACAAUGUACGGGGCACGACAAAAUCAAUUUAAUGGGAUUUUCAUCAGCACAAUCGUAUCCGAUUUAUGAAGAUUCUCCGUUCUCGACAGCCAUUCAGCGUUCUGAAAUCCAAAUAAAAGAUUCUACAUUAGUAGCAGUCACCAACAAAGAGACUUUCAUCUAUCAACCGUUUGGUCCAAUUGAUGUAGAAACUAGAAUAAUGGUAUCCAUGAGUUUGCAAUUGGUGAAAAUGGCAGGGGUUCAAACCCCUUCUUUAAGUCGUCUGAGCAAAAGCCGAUCUAUUAUGUUUGAAAAACCAACUGGAAUUAUUGGAUCGGCAGAUGCUGAUGCGUUAGUAGCUGCAACACAAUCGGCUUUGACUAAACUCGAACCAAUAGUCGGUAUGGACGGUGCCGAUAGUUUUUCAUCGUUAGUACAAUUAUUAAAAGUGGCAAAGAAGGACGACAUACUUUCUGCGUUUGAGCAGAUUAUGAGCGGUAGCAGUGGAUACGAAAAUACCGAAGUACCAGAGUCAAUUUUCAUAGAUGCUCUAAUGGCUGCUAAUAGUGGUGAAUCUAUUGAAGCCGCUGUAGAACUCAUAGAUAGCAAUAAAUUAAGCGAUUCAUUGACUAUUUCGUGGUUUAAUAAUUUGGCAAACGCAAAACAUCCAACCAAAGAGGCAGUGGUCAAAGCAUCAAGCUUACUAAAUGACAGAGCUCUAAAAGAAGGCUAUCUAGGAGUCGGUGCUUUGUUAAGACAAUAUCUACAAGAAACUCAGGAUUAUACUAGUCCUGAAGUAGGAAAUACUUUGAAUAAUUUAGGAAAUCCAUUAAUGAAAGUGGGCAAUGGUCCAUUAUCAUCAAACGACGAGGACUUAAUUAUUGCUAGUCUAAAGGGUCUCGGCUAUGCACAAUACAUAAAUAGUGAUCUAGAAGAUGUGAUUAUUAAGAUUACUAUGGAUAAAAAUACUAUUCAAAGGAUUAAAGCAGCAGCAUUGAAUAUGGUUAAAAUCUAUGCUGAGAAUUCAAAGGUGGAGAAAGCCUGUGAAAGCAUUUUUACCGACAACUUGGAAGAUUCCGAACUACGUAUUUUAGCGUUUAAAGUAUUUGUCAUUAAUCCAUGUAACUAUAAAGCAACUGUUAUAAAAACAGUAUUAGAUGACAAAAACACCCAACUUCAAAUUCGAGCUUACUUACUCAGCUACUUGAGUAAUUUACAGACGACCGCGGAUGAAAAUAAACUAGAUCAAAAGAGAUUUUAUGAAGGAAUUAAUACGAUUUCAUCAAAAAAAUCACUCAAUGAUAUUCUGCGUUACUCGCGGAAAUUGGAAUAUUACCAUCAAUGCCCUCUAAUACACAGUGGAGUUUUAUUGGACGCAGAUAUUAUUUAUUCAUACAAAACUUUUUUGGCACGGUCUUCUUCGGCAUCACUAAAAGCAUACAUAUUUGGACGUAAACAUGACAUACUUGAUGUUGAUGUCCGUAUUGAAAACUUGGAACCUUUACUGGAAAAACUAUUUGGACCCGAAGGAUAUUUUGCAAAAAGUAAAAGAUCUGCUUUCGAUGAUGUUAAAAAUUACGUAACUCAAGCAAUAAACUAUGCUAAGAAUAGAGAACAGAAUGACGUUGAUUCAGAAUUGUCUUCUAAACAAGCUUGUGAAAAUAUGCCUGAAGAAGAAAUGAAAAAAAUGUAUGUAGAUAUAGCGCUUAAAUUAUUUGGAAACGAUCUUGGUUGGUUUUCAUUCCAAGGACGUGAAUGUCAAAUUACUUACCAACAUAUAAUUGAUGCCAUACUUAAUAAUUUUGAUAAUUCAGUAACCGAUAAAAAGGAUAUAGAACUAAACAUAAGAAAACAAAUACCAAUCAUCGAUUUCGAAAAGAAAUAUGCAACAUGUUCUGGACUUCCAGUUUCAUUAAAAAUCCAGGCUACGUCAGCUAUUAAAAUUGAUAUAGCUACUAUAUUUGAUUUAGAUAGUUAUUUUAAACAUCCAGAAAAUUCAAAUUUCGCACUCAAACUCAUACCUAGCGGUUCACUUGUUUUCAACUCCUUAUUAACAAUUGAUGGAUAUACUGUUGAUGUUGGAUAUAAAAUAACGUCCUCACUUCAUACAGCCACAGGAUCUGAUUUUUCAUUAAAGACGACUCAAGGUCGAGGUUUUGAAAUGGUUUAUGGACUUCCUUUGGACGUCAUGGAUAUACUGACUAUAAAAUCUGAAGCGUUUUCAAUAGUACAGGAAAAAGAAAGUGAAUCGAUUGAAGUACCCCUUACGUGUGCAGAUGUUGAUAGGCAAUCAUAUACAAGAGCAUUUGAAAAUGUUAACAGUACUUUAGGCUUAUCGUUUUACGUUAAUUAUGAUUUUCCUUGGAAUGGAGAGUUAAAAUCGUUACUGCCAUUUUCUGGUCCAUCGUCACUUUCUUUAAAAGUGUUUAAAGUUGAUGAAAAUCUUACUGAAUAUGUUGUGAAAGGAAAUUAUGACAUUAAAUCGCCAACACUAAAAUAUAUUAAGUUCAUAUUUGUUACACCAAAUGCAGACACCAAACGUGGUUUGGAGGUAGUCGUUGUUUAUGAUACUAAAGCACAUAAAAAAUUAUUAGCCGAGUUCAAAACUCCAUUCACUAAAAAACUUCUCCAAGGUACAUUAGUUGAUUCAGACGAACAAAAAACCAUAGAAGUUAAAUAUAUUGAUGGUUCCCAGCACAUUUUUAGUGCUGGAGUAAAAUGUGAAGUGGUAGAUGCUGAAACAAUAAAAUAUUCACCAAUAUUUGAAGCUAAAUACUCUACAGAAGCGAGCACUACAAAACACAGACAUCAUCUCGUACCUAAGUUUGACAUAGAGGGUAACAUUCUUGUAAAACGUAAUACAAAUUCUGAAAGUAAUUAUCCAAGUAAAUUAACUUUAAGGGACGUUGCUUUUGUUACUCCUGAAAGCAGACACUCUUUACAAGGGUCGUUAACUUUUGAAAACCACGAAGUAUUAGGAGAUGUUAGUUUAACAGCCAAUAGUGUUACUAUUAAUAUGAACGGACUUCUUAGUGGAGAUUAUCCGGUAUUCAAAUUGGGCUUAAAGUUAGAUAUGACUAGAAACGAACAAGCCAAACAACAAUUAUUGGAGACUGAUGAAAGCAAUGAUUAUAAACCAAUGUCCAAAUUUGUAGCUUUACUAUACAAAGUUAAGACUUUGAAUAUACUUACAUCACAAGAACUUCAUAUUGAAGCACCUUAUGUAUUCUUAAGUAAAAAUCAUGUCUUUUGGGACGAUGAUUAUUUUGAAGCAAACUGUGAUGUACUAUUUGAAAACAGUGAACUCACAACGCAUGGAUAUAUUAUGACCUCCAAUCUACUCGAUAUGACAUUUAAUGCUAAUAUCACGAUUCUGCCAAGUACUGAAGAUACGGGAAUAUUUGUUCUUGGGCUUUUAGAACAUUCUCUUGUUUCUGACCCAUCGUUUGCUGGACAUGGAGAUUUUAAAUAUAUUCAAAAUAAGAAUAAAAAUGGUAGUUAUUUUGAAUUUAAUUCAGAAGACCCAAAAACAUUUGGAAGAUAUCAUUUUAAUACAGAACAUCAGUCUACAGAUGAUGCUUUUAAGUAUACUAUUUACUAUGACGUUUACGAUGGUUCUACUUUUACGGUUGAUAUGAAUAUUUUAACAGACGAUAUCACAUGUAACAUUAAUUUUGAUUCUCCCAAUCCUGAAUAUAAGUCUUUUAUGAUUGUACAUGGUUGGUCGGAACCAAGAAAUACGUAUUUAUUUGAUUCAAAAGUUUUAUGGCCUGGUGAUCAAAAUUCAAACUAUUUAAAUGCAAAUGGAAAAAUGCUUUUGGACGGACGUCAUAUCCACAUGAAUGGAAACAUUGAUUUUCCAUUGGCACAUUUAGUAAAUUUCCACAUAUCAGUAAAAAGUAAACCUAAUCCCGAAAUUGAAGAUGGUGGAUUUGCUACAGUUCGCUGCAUUUCUAAUGAUAAAGUUUUAUUAUCCGAAAAGUUCAAGUAUCAAUUAACACUAAACAAUGGUGAAUUAUAUGUGUCUGGAGAGAGUAUUUACGACGAGUCACAGAAUGUCAAACCUAUUAGUUUUGAAAUAGUAUAUAAAAAUUACACAGAUGAAGGAUACGCUACUGGAAAACAAAUCGCGUACAAAGUUGCACUGGAACAUAAUAAUCAGCAAAUUAUAUACCAAAGACUUUUGCAAGUCACUAAACACACGUUUAACUAUAAACAAUUACACAAAAUAGAUGAUGAAGAACAAAAAAUAAUGAUGGAUUUAGAAUAUGAUAUAAUAAGUGCAUGGGAUUGGUCUUAUAAAUUAAUAUCUAGAGUUGAUUCCCCAAAUGUUUUUCAUUAUUUGAUUAAUGAUGACCAAAACUUAUUAGAAUUUAACUCCUAUAUUAAAUUAGGUAAUAACUCAUUAGAUGAAGAGCAUACUCUUAACAUUUAUUCAUCAGAAGAUUUAACUGACUCGUAUGAAUUUAAAUGGUUUACAAACUAUGAAAAAACAGCAUUCAAGUUUUUAUAUAAACAACGAGAAAUAAGAGGCUUGGUGCAUUAUAGUUUGAACAGUAUAAAAGGAGGAUACAAUUUUAUUUCUUCGGGACGAUUGUGGUUAGAUUUUAUUUCAGACCCAAAUUCAGAAAGUACCUUAUCAAUAAAUACUUACUAUUCACUUAAUGAAGGACUUUCUACAGCCAGUGACAUAAAAAUAUGUGUACCGAUAUUUAAUGAUAAGGAAAUGAGUGUCAAUACCGCCGUCGAGAUGUUUAAGAACUGGGAAAAUCCAUUAAGUAUUCAAUUAGAACUUGACAUUUUUCCCACUACAGAUCAAACAUUAAAACUCCGUUCUAGUUUAAAUAGAGACGUUCAAGAUAGUGGAGUUUUGUAUUCUGCCUCGCUAUUAGCUCAAAGCGAUGGAAUGAAAUUAGAUUAUGCAUUUAAAGAUUCUAUAUAUGUUUCAAGUGAAAAAUGGGGAAAAUAUUUAGAUGCACGUUUUAUUGAUAAUAAUAAUACUAUUAGACCUCUUCAAGUACAUUUUGAAUUACUGCCUAGAGGAUUUACUAACAAAAUGAACAUUUUUGAUAUUGCUGUGAUCGACGUUGGUUCGUCAAUUAUGGUCAAAGAUGGAGUUUUGAAUACACGGUCACUAAUAAAGUACAAUGAUCAUCCAUAUUCCUUUGAAACUUCGUUAACCUCAAAUCCAAGUUUCAAAUUCAUAAUGGGAUGGGAAAAUAAAAUGGGAAGUCAUGAACAGCUGAUGGUCGAAGGUUCUAUUGUUAUGGAUGAUUCGGCUGUUAUUAGUGCUACUCGUAUACAAAACGAUGGUAAUGACGUCAUGCCUGUGGGAUACAUAAAAAAAUCCUUAGACGAACAACAUUGGUGGGAUACAAGUAACCAUUUGAGUACAGAACAAUCUAACGAAAUUUGGCAAUCAUUAAAGGGACAAUUCAUUGAAAUAUUUAUAAGUGUACACAGCAAUAUGAAAAAUAUAAUAUCUGUGGCCAAAAAGCAGCGUAAAUUACGCUUGCAUGAAGCAAGAAGAGCUCAACCACAAUAUCGUGCAUUGAUGGAAUAUACGCGUGACAUGUUUAAUCAAAUACUUAAUGAAGUCUUGGAAGACGAUUAUAUAUUACAAAUACCAAUGUUGAUACAAAAUACCACAGAAGCUGUAUUUUCCGAUGUUAUUGAUUUUAUGAAUUAUAAUAGUGACUACUUCAUAAACUCGGUUAGGCAUUUAAAUAGACAUAUGGAAAUGUAUUUAAAGAAAAUAUAUAAGUAUUAUGCAAAUCAUACAAGUGUACUCUUAAAUAAGUUGGCACAUAAUAUUGAUGAAUUAAUCAACCAAGUUGAGCUUACUUUACUGGACUUAUUUAGACAGUUAAAUCUAUAUACAGAUGCACCUGUGAAUGAAAUGCAGUCAUCAGAACCUCGUUCGGUUAAAGAGUACUAUAAUAAAAUGAUGGAUAAAUUUAUGAAAGCGAUCGAGAAACUUGAAGAUACAAUAAAAAACAUUAAAGACUUAACAGAUGAUUAUUUAAAGAGCUUGCCGAUUUAUGACAUGUUACACGAUCAAAUUGAAAAAUUAAAAUCAUACCCUUACAAAGAGAAAGUAUGGGAGGAAAUACAUAACUAUUUGCAAGACCUAGAAAAUUCAGCUCCGACCAGAGACUUCGCUAGUUUUAUCAAUGCUUUGGAUAAGUACAUAAAUAAUAUCAUUCAUGACAUACCGGUGAGCCAAAGAGAGAUAAUAACCCUGAGGAACAAAGGACUUAUAGUCGUGAAGUCAAUGAUAUUUGAUUUCUCUAAUUACGUAGAUCACGAAAGAGCAAUGAAUAUGUAUAAUGCAUUACGUAAACUUACUACCUUUGGCCAGACUAUUCUUCACAUAGCCUCGCCAAACACAUUCCAAUAUCCAACAAAUGAAAAUCCUUUGUUAAUUGACUUCAAUGUAUAUUAUCAUAAAUAUUUGAAUCCGUCGAAUUUAAUACCACCGUUCGAUGUGCAAAGUGUUAUUAUCGACUCCAUCAAUAUAAUUACGUACAAUAAUCAACCAUACAGCUUCAUGCCAAACACUGGUUAUUAUACGUUGGCUGAGGAUUUUGUAAAUAACAAAUUUUUAAUACUUGCUGGUUACAAGAACAACAUUUUAACAAAAAUAUCGAUUUCAAUCUAUAAUGGUGAAAAAUAUGUACUCGUUUCCGGAGGAAGUAUUACCGUUAAUGGCAAAAAUGCAGAUUUUCCACUUAUAAAUGACAAUUUAAAAACAUGGAGAGAUGUUUAUUUCUUUGGAAUAGAUAUUUCUAUUGGUGUCAGUAUCAAAUGCACUUUGGAUUUAAGUAUUGUUCAAGUGUUUAUUAAUGGAUACUAUUAUGGUCAAGUGCAUGGUUUACUAGGAUCAAUGUAUCAAGAACCUAAAUAUGAUUUAAAACUACCUAAUGGAGAAUUACCCGAUGACAUGGCAUCAUUUUUGCUGGCGUACAGACAAACAGGAAACACCGAACCGACUAAUAUCGAAUUAUUACAAACCGAUGAUCCACUAUGUUCCAGCUUGUUCUCUGGAAAAUCUUCUCUUAAACCGUUCUUCCCAACUAUAGCACCAGCAGCGUAUAGAGCGAUUUGCAACCAAAUCGUUUCUACAGCUACAUCUGAACAAGACAGUUUGAAUAAAGCUUGUUUAGUGGCAAAAGCUUUUGUGAGUAUGGCCAGACAAAACUAUAUGUCAAGUUGUAAUAUUCCAGAUAUGUGCAUAACGACUUCGGUAAAUGAACGAAUGAUAGACGCGACGAAAAAUGUUCAAAUAUCUGAUCCAAAAGACGUAGCAGAUAUAAUGAUUUUGUUCGAAGAGAUCGUAGAAACUGAACAAACAUUUUCAUUAAUGUUGGAUCCAUUCAUAAAACAAGUUACGAGCAAUUUUAACAGCAAAGGAAUAAAUGACGUCAAAUUUAUUCUUAUUGGAUACUCUGGAAAAAGUACAGAUUCUGAAGUGCAUAUGUAUACAACUAACGAGGAUGAUGGUUACACCAAGUUAUUGAGUAACUUACCGGAAUGGACAGAAUCUCAGACCACCACCGAAACAGAGACAAGUAUGCUGGAAUCUCAGCAUAUGCAUUCGUUUAGAAAAGUUAUGGGUAAAAAUUCAAAAGACAAAGCAUACAAACUUUCAGCCGAAUACCCAUUCAGAGCGAAUGCUGUUAAAGUCGUCUUGUCCAUCGCGAAAUCUCUAUACAGCACCCAAGAAUCCGUUUAUAGCGUAUCUCAGUACACGUUCAACUACGUAUCGUCCUGGUAUAUGAAACAAGGUAUCACGUUUUACCUGAUCGCCCCCAUAAAUCUGAGUGAUGCUUCGGAUGACGGAAUUUUCGGAGCGAGUGGUGUGAACAAGAUUUAUACAAGUACAUCGCCGAAUGGUAAAUACAGCGACGACGGAUAUACUUACGACACAUCAUUGGAGACAAAUUUGGUGUUAGAGACGAGCGGGACCAUGUACGAUUCUCGGUUUUUCGCCGACACCUCGAGUGCGCAUUUAAACGCUUUCUUGCAGUCGUUGUGCAGAACCAUUGUGGACAUGUCCGCUAGUGAUGCAGCGAUCCCGAUGAGUUGUUCCAGUUCGUUGUACGACGGAGUGAUGCCGUACGCGAAGUGCGUUGUCGUCACCAGCUGACCGACGAAAUUAAUAUGAUUUGUAGAGGGUGACACAUAUUAUCGUACUCAUACAUAAUAAUAAUAUGUAACACCUGAAAAACAGUUAUACAUAGAUAUGCAGUAAUGUGUGUUUAGAUCAAAUGAAAUAUUUAAGCCAACAAAUUAUUAAUUAUUUUUUAGAU